AUGAUACACGCCUUCACCCAGGGUUUGAUGGAUGGCGACUUCUUCCGCUCGCUCAUCAGAAAGUCGUCACGUGAUUAUGACCAUAUGUUGAAAAAGGUGAGCGAAUACAUCAACGUGGAGGAAGCGCAAGCGGCCCGAAAGAAGGAAACACCGGCAGAGUUAGCAACACCAACCGAGAGUCGGCAACCCACAACAUUCGCGAUUGUCGGAGUCUCAUCCCGGUCGCUAAGCCAAGGAACUAUCGUCGUCGAUCAUCUUCGCCUAACCGGCAUCAUAACCAUCAAAAUGCUGGACGGCGAACGGCUAGACAAUCACCCGAGCAGCGACAUCCACUCUAACCAAGAAGCAACCCCCGAGCCUCCCAAGAACGGGCUAGACCGUCUGCUCGAGAGGAAGAAAAUAGAAGCAACACCGCUCGGGGGAAAAUCAACAUCAUCGCCGGGGGGGCCAACCAGUGGAGAUUCCAACCGAGCCCGCAAGUCGUACGCCCGACGGUUGGAGGUCCAUGUCGUAGGGUGCAGCCAAGAGAAGGCAAACGGGCCUGAGAUCAGCUUCGGCCCUAGCAACCUCGAGGGAGUUGAAAUGCCUCACGACGACGCCCUCAUUAUCCGAGCGGUAAUAGCGAACUACACUAUUCAGCGUAUCUUUAUUGACAUAGGGAGCUCGGUCAACAUCAUCUUCAAGAGGACAUUCGACCAACUUCAGAUCGACAGUGCUGAGCUGCUGCCUAUGACAACACCCCUGUUCGGAUUCACGGGUAACGAGGUUCAACCGGUCGGCCAGAUAAAAUUGGUCAUUUCGCUCGGAGAAGAGCCGCUCAGAAGGACGCGGACCACUAACUUCAUCGUAGUGGACGCGCCCUCGGCGUAUAACGUCAUUUUGGGCCGACCAGCCCUCAGCGAAUUCCGGGCUGUCGUCUCAACAUUCUAUCAUAAGAUCAAAUUCCCUGUCGAGGACCAAGUGGGAGAGGUCAGAGGCGAUCAGUUGGCAGUGUUGGGACCGAAAUGUAGCUAG
Messenger RNA from Zingiber officinale, 1014 nucleotides. RefSeq lists its product as uncharacterized. The transcript is spliced from 2 exons. The record is from RefSeq and is a predicted model, not a curated record. NCBI's taxonomy places the organism in Eukaryota, Viridiplantae, Streptophyta, Magnoliopsida, Zingiberales, Zingiberaceae. The coding region runs from base 1 to 1014 and encodes 337 amino acids.